GCUUCCCCAGUCCAUCCCCAUUCGUCGUGGUGAAACUUGAAUUGAGAUCUCUGCACUUUCCUGUAGUGUAGAAGAAGCCCCCGUUCCGUCGGCUGCGGGCGUUAUGCGGCGGUGGUUACCUCAUUACUGUCACCGGCCACUUCCACCUCCUCCACGCUCCGUCCACGCUCCACUGACCUCCACCACCGUGAGGGGACCACCUGGGGCAGUGCCGUUUUCCACUUCUCUUUGUCUCCAUGCGGCGACCACCUUCGUAGCUCACCUCCACCGUCUCUGACUGUCCCCCGACGAUCAAUUGAAGUUCCUUCUGCAUCCUGCACCUAAUUACCUACUUCUCAAGAGGCAAUCCGAAGCUGCCUCUGCGACACUGCACACUGCGAAUCCCUCAAAACCGCAAGAUUUACCGUCUCCAACCACCAGGGAAAGAGGCACUCGCCCCUCCCCCCCCAAACCCGGCCUACAAGCAUACAGUAUCAGCAAAAACUCUAUCAGUCAGCACUUCCUUGCCGUACCUCCGUACCGGGCAACCACCCGCCCAACCAGAUCGGCCACAUCCGGCCCUUCUUUUCUUUCAUCACCUUCGCCUCCUCCGAACGGGUUCGCCGCUAUUCUUGGAAGCUGCAACCAACGAUUCCAGAACAAUAGCCCUUCGGGCCAUGAAUGGCUGCCCUCUUGCCGCCUACCCGUUUGGUCAUGCAUAGUAGCGUUGAGUCUGAACGGCCGGCAUCGCCUUCCCCCGCAGUUGCACCUCCAGCAGCACCCGCAAUAAUGGACAGCACCGCGAAGCUGGUUUCUGAUCUGCACCAGAAACUCGCUGACCUCGAAGGCAAGGUUGCCGAGUUUCACCGGUACUUGGACGACUGUCUGAAAAACUACCCAGAACUUUCGUCCGAGGUCUCACGAGUCAUAGCCGAGUCCAUGCACAAGUACCCGGCCCUCACCUUGAUGGCCCGCGACGCCCGCGACCCGGAAAGGCCCCGACCUCAGUCGCCCACAGAUAAGAUCCUCGACAGUGAAGCCCUCUCCGGAGACGCCCGCAAGUCGCCUCCGCCCAUCUUAUACCAUACAUCCGGCACCCCGAAGGAAGGCCCAAGAAGCCCCCACGAGCGCGAGAGAGAGUUCCAAGGCUUGUUUACUCCUAGAUACCUGCCCCUGCUCGAUAGCACCCACCGCGGCCUGCAGUCACCCCCGGAGUCUCCAGUCCCCACGCCGCUGCCGCUUCCCUUGUCUCAAGAUAAUGUGAAGAAAGUGGAUGACCUCAAGGAGCCAGAGGCCAUGUUAAAGUUUGACAUCCGCCCGACCCCGGUCAGACGGUUGACCGACCGAUCCACAUCGUCAGUUGAGUCGUCGAUAUCUGGAAGCGACUCAAAAGUGCGAAGGAGCGCUUUGCGACGUUCUUCGAGUUCAACCAAGGGCAGCCCACGCCGGGUGCGUUUCGAAUUUGCGGGCGAGGAGGUCUUUCCAUCGACCUCUCCCCAGGACGCUUCUGCCGUUACAGUCCCGCCCCCGCUGAGUGGGGAUGAUGGGGCUGAUGGGGCGCAGACGACUCCUCCUCCUCCUCCCCCCCCUCCUCCUCAACUGGAGGCCGCUGCGCCCAUCAUACCCUCGACAAGCGAACCACCUGCGUAUACUGGAAUAUCGUUGCUUGACGUUGAAGGCGAGGAGGACGCGCUGCCGAGGCCUAAGAAAGUCUCGUCCACGCAAGCACUUCGCGCCCUUUCUCGGAAUGCCCCACUGGAUGCCGGAAUUUGGACAGAGGUGAAUGCGGAUCCGGAAGAGGCGCCUAAGAUGAACAGCGGAAAGCAGGAUGAUUGCACCCUGAAGCAGGACCAGCCAUCAGGGCAGGUUUCUGAAGGAAAGCCGCAAGACGGUCAGCAUCUCGAACAGCUUCAUCCUCAAGCACAGAGCUUUACCAAACACAAAGUCGAGACCAAAUCGUCGCCCCUUGCACACCAUGUUGUAACGCAACAGUCCAAUGGCGACCAGAGUCUCGGAUCCCCACUGGAAGAGUUACAACGGGAUGAAGAUGACGACAGUUCUGACGACGACGAAUUUCUCUCGAUGAAAGCGAAGAAGAAGCCGGUCUCGCCAACUAUUCGAAGCUCAUUUGGGCGCCUACCUACGAUCUCCGAGACCGCUCAAAACACUGCGAGGUCCUCAGCCAACAACGCCGCUCACACUAAAUCGCCAGGAGUGGAUGAGUUCGGUAAAGGGAAAGUGGUGGAUGACGUACCCGAAGAUGCCUUCUUUGACUUUGAGGGAGAGGGCAUCUCCACCGGGGUAGAGUCCGAUACAGAGAAGUACAUUGCCGAAGAUGACUUCGACGACGACGACAACGACGCUGCUGCGAGUAAGGUACCGCCCGAAGAGCGUCCGAGAGUAGCCUCCAUAGCUAGCGGAUCCAAUGCUUCAACAGAGCCAGCCCCGGUCCGCAAGAUUCCUCCAGCUACGCCAUCGGCCGCCUUGUUUGGCCAUUCGGUCGGAUCGUACAAGGGAACGUCCAUGCGCAUGAACCCCAUCAGCAACCCGAAGCUGUAUGAUGAAAUUGCUGGCAUGAGAAACGUACACACAUUUGUUGGUAGUGUCGAUGGCCGCAGCGGCGUGGAGGCUAUCGACAUGGGGAGCUACCGUGCAUAUUUGGUUAAGAACCAUGCCAGUGCUACUCCCCGCAGUUUUACGGAGCGAUUGGCAUUCGAGGAGGCUAUGGAGCGGAGGAGAUCAAUGAGGGACUCGGACGAUGAAGAUUCGUAGAAGCAUACUAAUAAUGGCACGCUGUGGUUCGCAUGAUACCCUGGAGGAGCAGAGGGUUGGAAAGGAUUACGCAUGAAACUGAUGAGACAGGAGUUCAUGGGAUCGGUAUUACUGGAGACAGACAUUUCCUCUCUGAGCAUUGAAUUGAACCUGCUACAAGCGACGCUUCUCCUUCUAUUACCCUGUAAUGGUAAAAGCUUACCAUGUUAAACGCAAGUGGGCAUACGAGGAACCUUAUAACCUGUUGAUUCUGAGCGAGUGGCAGCCAGAUGGGAGACAUGGCGGGUGGUACACAAAGUCUAAUGCUCCGUAUGCAAUGAGAAAAUGCUUUAAUGGAACUUCUUGAAACAUGCAAUUCUCUAUGUCACCAUGCCCACAAGUC
Neurospora crassa OR74A is the source of this 3133-nucleotide messenger RNA. RefSeq lists its product as hypothetical. Bases 661 to 2751 code for a protein of 696 amino acids. The transcript has a single exon. NCBI's taxonomy places the organism in Eukaryota, Fungi, Ascomycota, Sordariomycetes, Sordariales, Sordariaceae. The record is from RefSeq and is a predicted model, not a curated record.